Messenger RNA from Teleopsis dalmanni, 773 nucleotides. RefSeq names its product nucleoplasmin-like protein. NCBI's taxonomy places the organism in Eukaryota, Metazoa, Arthropoda, Insecta, Diptera, Diopsidae. Gene Ontology annotation, molecular function: histone binding; RNA binding; chromatin binding. The record is from RefSeq and is a predicted model, not a curated record. Gene Ontology annotation, cellular component: nucleoplasm; cytoplasm; nucleolus. Gene Ontology annotation, biological process: chromatin remodeling. The coding region runs from base 115 to 573 and encodes 152 amino acids. The transcript has 3 exons.
UCUGUCACUUUGGUGUUCGCCGGCGUUUUUGCUGUCAUAUCUUUAUCGAAAUUAUUUGCGCAUAUUAGAGCGUGAAUUAAAUUCUAUUAAUCGAACUUUUCUUAAGUAAUCGCUAUGUCAGACGAAUCAUUUUAUGGUGUAACUCUUACUGGGCAGGAUAGUACUGUAUCGUGGGAUGUGCUCUCUAAUGAUGAAGACUUUCCUCGUGGUCAAAAAUUAAUAAUCAAACAAAUUCUGUUGGGUGCAGAAGCCAAAGAGGGUGAAUUUAACGUUGUGGAGGUGUUUACUGUGAAAGACUCUUUGAGAAUACCGAUCGCUGUUUUAAAGGCCGGUGAGACGCGGGCUGUCAAUCCAGAUAUUGAGUUCUAUGAAACAGCAGUAACAUUUAAACUAGUGAAGGGCAAUGGACCUGUAUACAUACAUGGUCAAAAUAUUAAGGAUGAAGUUGAAAUAGUUGAUAUGGAAGAUGAAGAAACUGAUGAAGACGAUGAAGCGGAAGAAGAUGAGGAGGACCUACCAAAGAAAAAGCAAAGAUUGGAAAAUAAUACCACGAAUAAUUCAAAAAAGAACUAAGCUAAGUGCUGCCCUAGAAUGAAGUGCUAAAUAACUCUUAAGCUAUAAAAAGAUUUGCCGGUAUAAUAGAUUUAAGAUGUAGUUCCUCUUCUUAAAUAUACGAAAAGUUCAAAGUUUUAUUCUUAACUUAGUUCCCGCUAUAAUUUGUUUUCACUCAAAAAGUGAACUGCUAAACACUGAAUUUGUUUUGUUUUUUUUUU